CGCUGUCAGUUCUGCUCGGCACAGAGCCGCAGGGCAGCCGGGUACCCAGAGACAGACAGACAGACAGACAGCCCAGCAACCUCAGCCCACUGCCUCGCCAUGGGGCUCACUCUCCUGGCCCCGCUCGCCAUGGGGCUCCUGGCCCUGACCUGCUGGGCUGCACCACUCCACUCCAAGCCCCAGGCUGUGAUCACUUUCCCGGGGGAGCUGGUCAGCAAUCGGACGGAUCUGCAGCUUGCAGAAAGCUACCUGCUGCGCUUCGGCUACAUGGCGUCCGAGGGGCAGACCCGCAGCAGGCAGCUGUCCAUGGGCAAGGCACUCCGGAGGAUGCAGAAGAAGCUGGGGCUGGAGGAGACGGGGGAGCUGGACGCCAGCACGAUGGAGGCCAUGCGAGCACCUCGCUGCGGCGUCCCCGACGUGGGCAGCUUCCUCACCUUCGAAGGAGACCUCAAGUGGGAUCACAAUGACCUCACUUACCGGGUAAUAAACUACUCCCCAGACCUGGACGCCUCUGUGAUAGACGAUGCCUUCGCACGGGCCUUCAAGGUGUGGAGUGACGUGACCCCGCUCACCUUCACCCGGCUGCAGAGCGGCGAGGCCGAUAUCAUGAUCCAGUUUGGCGCCCAGGAGCACGGUGACGGGUAUCCAUUUGACGGGAAGGACGGACUUCUGGCCCACGCUUUUCCCCCUGGCAAAGGGGUUCAGGGAGAUGCCCACUUCGAUGACGACGAGUUCUGGACGCUGGGAACAGGGAUAGUGGUGAAAACCAGCUACGGAAAUGCCAACGGGGCCGCCUGCCACUUCCCCUUCACCUUCGAGGGACAGUCCUACUCCACCUGCACCUCCGAGGGGCGCUCCGACGGGCUGCCCUGGUGCGCCACCACCGCCAACUAUGACACGGACAAGGUUUACGGCUUCUGCCCCAGCGAGCUUCUCUACACCUACGACGGCAACAGCGACGGUGCCAAGUGCGUCUUCCCCUUCAUCUUCGAGGGGAAGUCCUAUGAUGCCUGCACCACAGAAGGGCGCUCUGACGGCUACCGCUGGUGCGCCACCACCGCCAGCUUCGACCAGGACAAGAAAUACGGGUUCUGCCCCAACAGAGACACAGCUGUGAUUGGCGGGAACUCCCAGGGCGACCCGUGUGUGUUCCCAUUCACCUUCCUGGGCCAGACAUACAGCGCAUGCACCAGCGAGGGGCGGCAGGACGGAAAGCUCUGGUGUGCCACCACCAGCAACUACGACACCGACCACAAGUGGGGCUUCUGUCCCGACCAAGGUUACAGCCUCUUCCUGGUUGCUGCCCAUGAGUUUGGCCACUCUCUGGGCCUGGACCACUCGAGUGUCCGCGAGGCCUUGAUGUACCCCAUGUACAGCUACAUCAAGGACUUCCACCUGCACCCAGACGAUGUCAGCGGCAUCCAAUUCCUCUAUGGCCAGGGCUCUGGUCCUGCACCAACGACCCAGGCGCCAGACAUCCCUGACCAGGCAACCACAGCAGAGCCUGACACAGCCACGGAUGAUGACUAUCCCUUGCCAACUGAGCCCAGCCCUGUGGACCCCAGCAGUGAUGCCUGCAAAGUGAAUUCCUUCGACGCCAUCACCGAGAUCAACGGGGAGCUGCAUUUCUUCAAGGGCGGGAAUUUCUGGAAAAGCUCCGUAUCCCGGAAGGGGGCGAUUCAGGGCCCAUUCCGGAUCUCGGCCACAUGGCCAGCGCUCCCGGCCCUCAUCGACGCCGCCUUCCAGGACCUGCUCACCAAGAAGCUCUACUUCUUCUCGGGUCGGCGUUUCUGGGUGUACACGGGCAGCAGCGUGACGGGCCCCCGCGGGAUCGAGAAGCUGGGCAUCGGUAAGGAGGCAGAGCGGAUCUCAGGGGCCCUGCAGAGGGGGCGCGGCAAAGUGCUGCUCUUCAGUGGGGAGAAGUACUGGAGGCUGGACGUGAAAGUCCAGAAGGUGGACAAGGGCUACCCACGUCUCACUGAUGACACCUUUGCUGGCGUGCCCCUCAAUGCCCACGAUGUCUUCCUCUACCAAGGAAAGUACCACUUCUGCCAGGACCGUUUCUACUGGCGAAUGACCCCGCGCUACCAGGUGGAGCGGGUGGGCUACGUGAAAUACGACAUCCUGAACUGCCCGGAGCAGUAGGGCCCAGGUGGCUUCACCUGCACGAGAGCCAACUGGCGCCUCUCCGCGCCAGCGGCUCGUUCAUCCCUGCACCAGAGCCGGACAGCGCCUCUCCCCGCCAGCGGCUCGUUCAUCCCUGCGCCAGAGCCGGACAGCGCCUCUCCCCGCCAGCGGCUCGUUCAUCCCUGCACCAGAACCGGCCCGGCAUGGGCCAGCACCUCUCCCCACCAGCCGCUCGUUCAUCCUUGCACCAGAGCCGGCCGGCACCUCUCCGCGCCAGUCGCUCUUUCAUUCCUGCAGACUCUUGGUUUUUGUUGUUUCGUUCCGUGUGGCAGCCCCAGGCCGUCAGGGGAAGUGGAGGAGUUGGCACGUGGAAUCUCUGCCUAGGGCCUGCCUUCCAGCCCCAGGUGGGUCCAGGGAGGGACGGGCCCUGCUUUCCAGAGACUCUGGGCAGCAGCUCUAAUGGGACAGGGCAAACGAGAUCUAGAGGCGACAGCCUCUGGGAGCUGUAAUAUCCUGGUCCCUCAGCGCCAGCUGCAUCCUGGGUGGGGUGGGAGGAACAGGAUGCUUUAGCUAAAGGCUCUUGUCCCUGGCCCGGGUCUCUGCGGGUGGCGGCCCCCGCCUGCGUGUGCUGCACGGAUUGGUUUGCCUGGUGCAAACUGCUCAGAGAUUUGUAAGCGACUUUGUCUUUUUCCGAAGUUGAUUAAGUCCGUGUCUGUCUGUCUGGGUUUGCUCAGGAGCUGGUGUCCGCGCACUAGGGGCCUGGCAGGUGCCACCGGCCUCAGUGGGCGCAGGGAGUGCUGGGCACGGCCCUCGCUCUCUCUCCUGCUGCCAUUUUUGUACCGUGCAAAUUUUUAAUAAAGAGAAUCCUGGAGAAACA
This is a messenger RNA of Chrysemys picta bellii (western painted turtle), 3004 nucleotides long. It is a transcript of the gene MMP9, whose product is annotated as matrix metallopeptidase 9. Gene Ontology annotation, cellular component: extracellular matrix. The record is from RefSeq and is a predicted model, not a curated record. Gene Ontology annotation, biological process: proteolysis; collagen catabolic process; extracellular matrix organization. Lineage: Eukaryota; Metazoa; Chordata; Testudines; Emydidae. Gene Ontology annotation, molecular function: metalloendopeptidase activity; zinc ion binding.